Messenger RNA from Anastrepha obliqua, 3630 nucleotides. RefSeq lists its product as uncharacterized. The coding region runs from base 1 to 3630 and encodes 1209 amino acids. NCBI's taxonomy places the organism in Eukaryota, Metazoa, Arthropoda, Insecta, Diptera, Tephritidae. Gene Ontology annotation, molecular function: zinc ion binding; catalytic activity; nucleic acid binding. The transcript has 3 exons. The record is from RefSeq and is a predicted model, not a curated record.
AUGAAUACGAAUAAGACAAACAACUCAAAACAACAAACUAGGGAAGAGGCUGAAGUAACAGCAAAAACGGCAUCACAAGUGCACGAGUUAAUACUCCCAACAGCUAUUGCAGAUGGCAAUAAUGGCUGCGGGGAACUCCUUAAAAACCCCUUCCAAAGGAGCUCAAGGUUGGCGCACUCGCCACCAGACACGGGAAGGACCAGAUCGGCGUCACCGUGUAUGCAGCACUUCGGUUUCUUGAAAGCGAUGACGGCCGAAGAAAUCUAUCAAGCAAUUGGCGAUAAGGUUAAGGAGCUAACGUAUAUGAUGGAGCCUCCGAAGCGAAAUAUCAAUCAACCAAUGAGGGAUUUGAUCGCUAACAUAACGGACCUCCAUAAAAAGCUAGGUAGAUCUAUCCUUACCCCGAGGAACCAGGCCCCAAGAGGAGCGAAUGAAGCAACUUCUGCUAUUCGAGACAAAGGUACCCAAACAUCACCACUGAUCAAGCGUACCACAGAUUGCACGCCAAAGAGGGCAAUAGAUAACGCUGCAGCAAGCUCAGCGAAAAGAAGUAAAACGAACCGUGUCGAAGACCUAAAGAAUACGCCGGUUAAAACGUACGAACAAGAAAAAACAGGAAAGUGGGAAGUGGUUAAAGCCAAGAAGAAUCAAAAGAGUUCUUCGCAGAAUACUCUCAAACGAGACGUUAAGGAAGUAGAAAAUAACGACGCCAAAAGCAGUAGAAGACGGAGAAGACCACCACGUAAGGACGCUAUCGUGGUCAAAAGCGCUGGUAACAUCUCAUAUGCCGAAAUUUUGAAGCGCGUUAAGACAGAGCCAAGUCUUAAGGAACUUAGUAACAACAUACAAGGAGUCAAAAAAACUGCGAAAGGAGAGUUACUGCUUCUGCUGGAAAAAACAUCCGACCCAAAUACCUCGAGAGUCCAUGAAGCUGUUAAGGCGGCUCUAGGAGAAAGUGUAGAUGUCAGGGCACUUACAGAGCUGAGGCAGGUGGAAAUUCGUGACCUCGAUGAAAUUACGACAAAGGAAGAAGUUCACGAGGCGGUAGCAAGACAAUUCCAAGAGCUGGAGAUACCUAUCUCAGCCAUCUUGGGUCUGCGAAAAGCUUACGGAGGAACGCAAACGGCGACGCUAAAAGUAGCACCGGAAAUCGCUACCAAGCUGGCGGAAGCUAAUAAAAUCCGCAUAGGUCUCGUAAUUUGCCGCAUACGGGAGAAGAUCGAGCCAAAAAGAUGCUUUAAAUGCAUGGAAUAUGGGCAUGUGGCAGUAAGCUGUAAAAGCUCAGCUGACCUUAGUAACACCUGCUUCAAAUGUGGUAACAAGGAUCACCAGGCUAAAAACUGCACACAAACAGCAAGCUGUAUAAUGUGCAAGAAGAAAAAGGAAAGCGAUACGGCGCAUGCGAUGACCAGCAGUAACGGCUGGGCCUCUGACACAACAGGCAAGUCAACGAUUUGGAACUGUGGAGCAAAUAGAUCCCAACUGAUGAGCGUGAAUGCAGCCCGCGGAUUCGUACGUGCGCGCGUGGAAGGCACAUACAUUUACAGCUGCUAUCUACCACCCAGCUUAACUCUGCUGGAAGCAACAGGCAUCCUGGAGAACCUCGCCCAGGAUGUAAAGGAGCAUAGACCUGUCAUCGUAGCCGGUGAUUUCAACGCUUGGGCUGUUAACUGGGGAUGCCCACGGACAAGCCCUAGAGGGCAAGCCCUGCUGGAAGCGUUUGCUAUGCUAGAUAUAGCCUUGAUGAACACAGGAAGUCAACAGACGUAUCAAAAGGCGGGAACGGGGUCUAUAAUCGACCUAACCUUCGUGAGUUCUAGUCUUGUUCGCGACACGAAAUGGUUCGUCAGCCAGCAUUACACUCGGAGCGAUCACCUCGCAAUAAUCUGUGAAAUAAGGAAGCACGGCGAAGAAAGGUUCCCAAAUAACUACGACACGCGGUACAAAGUUAAAACAAUGGAGGCUGAGAUUAUUGAAAUCAUGCUGGCAGAUGUAACUCUCGGAGGGGAUGCAUCUGAGAAAACAACACAAACCAUGAGACACGUAACAGAAGCAUGCGACGCAGCCAUGUCCAAAACGAGGCCCAAUAGGCGCAACAGCGAACCUGUCUACUGGUGGACAGCAGACAUUGCAGAACUGCGCAGCGAAUGUUUAAGAGCAAGGCGAAUCUACCAACGAUCUAGGGGUACGGACAGAUUCCAAGAAAAUCAGCUCCAAUAUAAGCAAAGAAGGAAGGCCCUAAAAAAGGCAAUCAAAAACAGUAAACGCCGGUGUUUCCUGCAGCUAUGCGACGACGCCGAUAAUGACCCUUGGGGCCUCGGUUACAGGCUUGUUAUGAAAAAACUCAAAGUCUUUAAGCCACUCCCAACAACAUGCCCAGCUACACUGCGUAAUGUAGUAGAAACUCUGUUCCCCGUCCAAGACACUAUACGAGACCACGAAUUGGUAGGAUCCUGUGAAGGCGAACAAAAUUUGCAGCUAACCAACAAAGAAGAACUCCUGAUGAUCAUAAAACGGAUUAAAAAUAAUAAAGCUCCAGGACCGGAUGGAAUCCCCAACGAGGCCUUAAAAGUUGCUAUUCAAAGUCGUACCGACAUUUUUGUAGAUCUCUACAAUACAUGCCUAAAGGAAGGUACAUUUCCAACCCAGUGGAAGUUGCAGAAACUGGUUUUAAUACCAAAAGGAUCCAAGCCUGCGGAAGAUCCUACAGGCUACCGCCCCCUGUGCAUGCUCGACACCGCAGGAAAAAUCCUGGAACGACUGAUUGCAGUCCGUCUGGAGGCUGCUAUAGAGGAUGUAGGCGGUCUAUCACCACGACAAUUUGGAUUCCGGAAAGCCCGCUCAACAACAGAUGCUGUGUCUGCAGUCAAGACCAUUGCGCAGAAGGCAAUAGAAGGUACUCGGUGGCUAAACGGUAGCAAGGAGUAUUGCCUAAUUGCGACACUAGACGUCAAGAACGCCUUCAAUACGGCGAAUUGGAGCAAAAUUCUGAUCGCGCUGGAUAACUUCCACAUUCCAAGGUACAUUCGCAAGAUUGUCGCCAGUUACCUUUCCGACAGAACCCUGCGCUAUAAAACCGAUGCUGGGGUAAAAGAGCACAAAAUAACUGGCGGAGUUCCACAAGGCUCAGUCCUGGGACCCUUACUUUGGAACGUCAUGUACGAUGGAGUCUUGCGCCUCAGUCUGCCUCUAGGGUCGCAAAUCAUUGGAUUUGCUGACGACAUAGCUGUUGUGGUCGUGGCCAAAACACUCCGUCGAGCCGAAGAAACAUGCAACCAGGCUGUCGGCAUGGUAAAGAGAUGGUUAUGCAACAGUGGUCUAACUCUUGCGGACCAUAAAACUGAAGUAGUAUUAAUUAGCAGCAGGAAGAUUGUGGAGUCAGCUAAUAUAAUGGUGGGCGACCAUGACAUCAACAACAAGCAGCUGAGUGCGUCGAUUGGGCGGCAUUUGAAAGAACUGUUUGCGCUGCAUGAUGGGGCAGCGGCACCAGUCAGUGGUGCCUACAAAGGCGCAGAGUUUUGCGAUCGACUGCCGCUUGCCGGCAAUAUUCAAAAGGCAUACUCAGCGAAAUUUUCUUGUUGUUCUUGUGGUGUAAUGAUGAAAGUGAUGAAGGAAAUUAUUUCAUGCUAG